Molecule: messenger RNA, 1746 nt
Organism: Penicillium cataractarum
Lineage: Eukaryota; Fungi; Ascomycota; Eurotiomycetes; Eurotiales; Aspergillaceae
Product: FAD binding domain-containing protein
Exons: 8
Coding region: 1-1746 (581 amino acids)
Molecular function (GO): FAD binding
Source: RefSeq, a predicted model, not a curated record
AUGUCACCUUCAGUGCUUCACGACGAGACCUUCGAUGAGGAAGUCCCGGUCCUAAUCAUUGGUGGGGGCCCGUCCGGUCUAUUUUUGGCCUUCAUGUUGGAGCAACUUGGCGUCCGAUCACUAAUUGCUGAGAAAUAUGCGACCAGAUUGGCUGCCCCCAAGGCUCACGCCCUAAGCCCUCGGUCACUCGAGAUGUGCCGUCAGUUCAGACUAGAUGUGAACGAGAUUCGCAAGGUCGGAACCUCUCGCAGCGAUGCCUAUUGGGUUAACUUUAUUACGAGCUUGGCUGGCGAGCAUGUGGGCAAAUUACCCUAUGAGCGCAUGGACGCUGAAGUCCUUAACAGUACCCCCACUAUGAUUCACAAUAUCCCACAGCCUGCUUUUGAAGAGCUGAUUGCCAAGAGGCUAUCUAAGAGCAGCCUGGUCGAGAUUCGCAAGAACCACGCCUUUGUCGACUUGAAACAGUUUGACGGCCAUGUCAUCACAACAAUCAUGAACCGCGAUUCAAAAGAACCAUACAAAGUCCGCUCGAAGCAUGUAGUUGCCUGUGACGGCGCAAAGAGUGCCGUGCGCAGCUUCCUGGGCAUUGAAAGCGAGGGCGAGGAUUCUUACGAAACAAUGAUGACCAUCCACGUCAAUGCGGAUCUACGUCCCAUCGUUAAGGAGCAGGUCGGUAUGCUCCAUUGGGUUAUGGAUCCUUUGGUAUCUGGUUUUAUAAUCGCCUAUGACUUGUCCGGAAAUCAAGUUCUGAUUUGCAAUUUCGACUCCAAAAAAUGGCCAGUAGAAUCAUGGAAUGAAGAGCACUGCCGCAAGGUCGUCGACGCUGCCAUCGGUGCGAAGGCCAAGUAUGAUGUUCUCAGUUUCCGUCCCUGGAUCCUGAGCCGAAAGGUCGCCAAGUCCUACAGCGACGGACGAGUUUUCCUUGCUGGCCUGAACUCCGGGCUCGGCGACGUCCACAACUUGGCUUAUAAGCUAGCCGCCGUGCACCAUGGCUCUGCAAAGGACGCUACUUUGGAUACAUACGAUGCCGAGCGCCGUCAGGUUGCCCUGGUAAACUCACAACAGAGUGUGAAGAACGGAAAGAAGAUUUUUGGUUUGCUGAAGACUCUCGGCACUACUGAUCCUGAUGUCGACGUUGCCCGUCACAAUCUAUACCAAACGAUCCAUGAUGAAAAGGCUAUGGUCGAUAUCAACGAGGGCAUCGAGGGCCAGCGUGAGCAUUUUGAUAACCUCGGCCUACACAUCGGUUACGUGUACGGCGACAAGCGCAUCCCCGACAAUGCAUCCGUGUACGAGCCCGUCUGCGUGCCGGGAGCUCGUCUGCCCCAUGCUUGGAUCAAACUCGUUGAUUCUGAGAAGGUGCAGCUUCCUGCGAUUGACUCAACAUACGUUGGCGUCGAUUCCCAGAAGGUAGGGGAAAUGACCUACUCUACACUAGAUCUGUGCCGCUUUGACUCCUUCACUAUCUUGGUCGACAAGAGUUCCUCCUCGAACUUCGAAUCCGCCGUUCAACAGGCGCUCAAGCAGCUUCCUGCAAAAGUGGCCUCUAAAUUAUCACUGCAAGUGGCUGUCAAAGGUGUGGACUUCUUGCUGCAGCCUGGUCAGGAAAAGUGGGAUGAUGUGGUGCCGUUGAAGGAAGGUCAGGCGGUAUUGGUGCGUCCAGACCAACACAUUCUAGCCGUGUUGGACCGGAACACUAGCGCAGCUCAAAUUCUAGAGGCUUUGGGGAGUCAUUUGGGCUGGUAG